Messenger RNA from Pseudoliparis swirei, 3781 nucleotides. RefSeq names its product meiosis 1 associated protein (gene m1ap). The coding region runs from base 158 to 1888 and encodes 576 amino acids. NCBI's taxonomy places the organism in Eukaryota, Metazoa, Chordata, Actinopteri, Perciformes, Liparidae. Gene Ontology annotation, biological process: meiosis I; spermatogenesis; male meiosis chromosome separation. The record is from RefSeq and is a predicted model, not a curated record. The transcript is spliced from 12 exons.
AGCUACUCGGCCCACUUGUUGCUGCUGCUAGCUGGGACUCUGUCCGGUUAGCUAUUAAUCCAGCUGGCAGUUCACGGUUAUUGAUUUCAUAUUCACUUCCUUUACAUAACUGUUCCAGCAGAAGGGAGCUGACGACGAGAAACAUAACCCAGCUACGAUGUCCAUGGACAACAGAAAGAGGCCAGCGGGUUCCUCCAACUCCGGCAACCUGGUGUACUGGUCCUCCUCGUUUCCGCGGCAACCAGCCAGGGUCCUGAUCGUGGAGGCGCUGCCACCCUGGUGGUCGGAGACCUGUCCCGUGCUCUGUGAUGCUCUGGAUAACUUCCUGUCCCUGGCCUGUAGUCUGGAUGGACCCUGUAGGAUCCCACUACUCAGCCUGUACGCCAUCAGCCGGCAGCAGGAGUGUCUACUGCCUUUUGUGCAGGUCCGUGGCAACCUGGCCCGCCUGCGCUCCUGCGUGGAGGAGCUGAGGACUCUUCCAGGUGAAGGCUGCAUCAGAGGAGCAGCCAGAGGAGGCGAGCUGCUGCGUCAGGCAGUGCUGGACAGUCUGCAGCAGUUUAAACAGUACAUCAGACAUACCAGCACUGGCAGCCAGGCCAGCAACAAUAUAUCUGUGGAGGUUACCGUGGUGACCAGUCAGCCGGGGCGGGGUGUCGUUCGCCAUCUGGAGGCGGGGCUGAAAGGCGCCGACCUGGUGUCGCUGAAGCGGCUGCUGGUGGUUCAGAUCUGCAGCGCGGCAGACUGGGGCCAAGACAACCACUCACCUGAAGCCGGGCACGCUGAGACUGACGACUCCCUGAUGCUGGGGACCGAGGUCGACCUGCAGCGGGUGGAGAACAGCGUGUUCACCAUGGAGACGGUGUUGAAGGCGUGGCUUCAGGAGCAGGGCGGAGACCGAGAGCACCUCCACCUCCUGCUGCCCAACCCCUCGGCGGAUAAUCCCAUUCCAGUGUGUGUGAAGUGUGACAUGCAGGAGCGACUGAUAAGCCCCGCCCUCAUCCCCCUGAGCCCCAACCUGGGAGUGAAGACCGAGAGCAUCCGGGACUUCCUGCCCCUCGCGAAGGGAUCAGCCAAUCAGGGCGAGCCGCCACGGAAACUGAAAGUAAUCAAGACUCUGCGUGCAGACGGAGUGUGUGAGAGUGUGCUGUACGGCCUGCCGCUGGUGCUCCGCCCCACCACCUGCUGGCAGCUGGACUGGGAUGAAAUGGAGACCAACCACAACUUGUUCCACGCUCUCUGCCACACUCUCAGGAGCCGUGACUUGUUCCUGCUGCUUCGCGUGGAGGCUGCACAGAGGCCGCCGGCUGGAGGCUCAGGUGUGUGUUCCCACUACGUCCUCCAGCCAUCCCCGUCCCUCUCCCUGCUGCUGAAGCCGGUGGUGUCCAGAGAGUUGCUGCUGCCCUGCUCGCUGCCCGUCUCCACUCAGGAGCCUGCGGCCGACGCCGUGCUCACCAUUCAGGGUUGUCUCACUCAGCUGGACGAGGAGUGUGUGUUCAACCCUCUCUCUCUGAGCAGUAACCUGUACCAGCACCUGAGGAGCAGAGGCCUGCUCUCGCAGCCUCGAUACCCAUACAGGCUGCAGCCAGCAGCCGCCCACAGAGACCCGGCUCAACCACUAGAGGGCUCCAAAGCCACGGGCAGCAGCAGGCAGCCGCGGCAGCCACAAAGCCAUGGCCGCCAACUGGGAAUGAACAGCAAGGCCAGGGCCACUGUGGCUCCCCUGCCCUCUUCCUCCUCCCACUCCUCCUCCUCGCUGGGGCCUCCUCCUGUCAAGGCUUCUCGUCCGGCUCUGAAGCUCCUCAGCAGCAGCAGUGGAGGCCGUCGGGCCCCGGCCCCGACUCGAAAGGAGGAAGACAACGGUGACGACGACUCCAUGGUGAUGCAGUAAAAAAGUGGACUGAGAGAGCAAUAGAGAGACAAUAAGGUGCAUAUAGAGAGAGAGAGAGAGAGAGAGAGAGAGAGAGGCAGGGUGGCACAUCCUCAACAAGUCAUUUAACCCACACACACACUUUGAAUCCCCCAGCAUCCAGACCUGCCACUUCAAAAGGCUUUUCCAGUGAACGGCAGAACUGCUUACUCAGCACACACACACACACACACACCCAUUGUGGCUAAUCGCUCCCCAUUGUAAAGUUUGUGAGCAAUUAGGCAGCUCAUAAAGACUUUCAAGACUUUGUAAAAGAGGGAAGGACACCCUAAUCAACACAUAAACACACACACACACUAUUCUGCCCUGAACUCUGAUUGGUUACAGCUUAUUUUGGUAUUCCAAAUCAUCUCUAUUCCUUCUCACCACACAAACGCUAUUAGCUAGAUCUAAACUUAACAACCCUGUGUGUGUGUGUGUGUGUGUGUGUGUGUGUGUGUGAGAAGGAGGAAAGUUUCGACUUGUGCCACCUUUUAAACUGCUGAGGCAGCAAAUCACACACACACACACACACACACACGUGAGCAAUGAAAAAGGCGAAGGAAAAGAUGAAGAGAGGGAAAAGCAGGACAAUGGAAGUCUGAAUGGAGGAAGGGAACAGAGAGUAAAAAGAAGGUGAGGAUGAUCAGAGGUCAGGAGGUUAAAGGAUGCAUUCAAAGUAUUUUCUUCAUGUCGCAGCACACAGAAAACGACAUAGUUUUGAUUCCUAAUAAUAAAGCAGACAUACUGACACACACACACACACACACACACACACACACAUAUGCACAUCCCAUUCCCAUUCUGCCCUGAAGCCCCAAUCAGAACACAGACUCUCUGUUAAUGAGACGGAGAGUAAAGCAGCAGACAGAGGGGCCUCUCUGCUCCCCUUCCCCCCCACAGCGCGCUCCCUCGCCGGGCGUUGAAAAGGCAGCGUUGGGGGGGGGGGGGGGGCUGCAGUGUGCUCUUCAAAGUUGACACCAAGAGGUUUGUGACGAGGAAAACACAUUUCGACUCUCGCUCAUACGCACACAUUGGUAGGUUCAGACACGUCCGCCGUCACCGUUAUGAAUGUAUUCCUCGUCAAGGAGCCUCACACACACACACACACACACACACAGGCGUAAUCAGUCUCCCGCCAUUCCGCCCCCUUGUUGAACCGUACAGCGUGAGGCCGACCCAGUGUCAGACGGUUUCACGGCGUUGUGACGUCACAGGACUUCCUCCUUCACUCGGUGGCGUCCACAACGAUCCUUUUGUCUCUCAGGAGAAUUUGAGCGGACGACUGCCCACUGACAUUUUACCCGCUUCUUCUCCCUCCGCCGCCUCGCCUCGCUCGCCACUUUCCUCGUCAGCCAUCCCGGAGUCAACGUGUGUGUGAACUUCGUACAUUUGUUGAAAUAGAACAACAGCAGCCUCUCUCUCUCUCUCUCUCUCUCUCCACCAAAAAAGGUCAAGCAGCUGAAGCCAGAGAGCCUCCUCCUCCUCACUGGGAGGUCAGCAGUCACACUCCUCAGCGUUAAAUGUCACCAGAUUAAUGAGGCGUGAGCGCCGGUUCACCAGCGCGUCCCCAGUUCGUACUGAGCGUCCGGACGAGUCGUUUGUUUCCACAAAGCUUCUUUGUUCCUCGUUGUUUUAUCUCGUGUUGUCGACUCUCUCGUGUUCCUGUUCCGCUCGAGAGUCGUUUGUGUUGACUGUUUUCCACGCCGGUCAUUUUCUGAGCCGCGAAGGAGAUCCUAUCAAAAGGAGCUGAUCCUGUCGUUUCCAGAUCCUGUCGGUCCGACGUAUAUUUAUAUUUAUAUAUUUAUUCAUUUGUAUUGUAUCUUUACACUGUGUAUAAACUGUGGGUUAAUAAACUGUAACUGAGUAACAGGU